This is a messenger RNA of Effrenium voratum, 480 nucleotides long. The record is from the annotation of a GenBank genome assembly. Lineage: Eukaryota; Dinophyceae; Suessiales; Symbiodiniaceae.
AUGGCUGAGGUAUGGUCCACAGCAUCCCUUUCUGACGCCUGGGAUGUGGUAGCCCAGCUUGGCAGCGAAAAAGCGGACUUCGUCGGCCGAGGGGCGGACAUCGAUCUCUUCCGCUACGAGUUGGAGCGUAUGGACGCUUCAGUUCAGGGCACCCAGCGCACCGUGGACCGGGUGGUCGGAGAGUUAGGUCGGGUCCAGGAUGUGGGGGAUUCGCUGCGCGCCGACACGGAGAAGCGGCUUUGUCAGCAGAACAAGAUGCUCAACGUCUUCAAGACAGACUUGGAGGUGAAGCUGGUGAGUCUGGAGAACCGCUACAACAAGCUCAGCGACGAUGUCUGGGGGGAGGAGACAGGCCUUGCGAAGGUCAUGCACGACCUCUCCAGGACCAACGAGACACACCCAGUGGAGCAGCGUUUCAAGCGGCCAGCGGCCAAGCAGGUGGAAGUGGGUCGCGACCAUCGGAUGACCUCAGAGGUUUAG